AUGGACGCCGGCUCUCUGGGCAGCUGCAGCAGCGGAGGCGGCACGCCGUCGCCGCCGACGCUCACGUUCGGCUCGCCGGCGGCUGCCGCGCACUCGCCGUCGCGCUGCCACUGCCCCCGCCACCCAAGCAACCUGGUUACGGUGUCUUGCACGCGCUCAACGGUGGCCGCGCACUGUACGGGGCCAUGCGGCCAGCCGCCGUCUCCUCCGGGCAUCCCAUCGGACGCGUCGGCCACCGACUGCCGGCUGAUCGACUACCGCGGCGCCAAGGUAGCCGCGUUCCUCGUGAACGGCGAGUACCUUCUGUGCCUGCCGCAGGCGUUCGAGCUGUUCCUCAAGCACCUCGUGGGCGGACUACACACGGUGUACACCAAGCUCAAGCGGCUCGACAUCACUCCCAUCGUGUGCAACGUCGAGCAAGUGCGAAUCCUGCGCGGACUGGGCGCCAUCCAGCCCGGCGUGAACCGGUGCAAGCUGCUCUCGUGCAAGGACUUCGACUCGCUCUACAAGGACUGCACCACUGCCAGGUCAGCGAUGCGCUGUGCUCUUUUUUCUUUUCUCCGGUGUCGGUGCACGCUCGAGAGCCGUGUCCUUUAA
Molecule: messenger RNA, 597 nt
Organism: Rhipicephalus microplus (southern cattle tick)
Lineage: Eukaryota; Metazoa; Arthropoda; Arachnida; Ixodida; Ixodidae
Product: dachshund homolog 1-like
Source: RefSeq, a predicted model, not a curated record